Messenger RNA from Mucor velutinosus, 2523 nucleotides. RefSeq lists its product as uncharacterized. The record is from RefSeq and is a predicted model, not a curated record. Gene Ontology annotation, cellular component: plasma membrane. Gene Ontology annotation, biological process: potassium ion import across plasma membrane; intracellular potassium ion homeostasis. Bases 1 to 2523 code for a protein of 840 amino acids. Gene Ontology annotation, molecular function: high-affinity potassium ion transmembrane transporter activity. The transcript is spliced from 4 exons. Lineage: Eukaryota; Fungi; Mucoromycota; Mucoromycetes; Mucorales; Mucoraceae.
AUGAUACAGCAAGAAAAAAUGAAUCGAUUCACAGGAGCAUUGUUUCGAUUUUGGGACACUCGCAUUCACUUUCUCGAGCUCCACUACCUGUACAUUUUGUUUUUAAUCUUUUUCUUUUCAGGCCUGUACUAUUGUGAGCCGGGCACAGAUUGGAACUACAUUGAUGCCUUGUUCAUGGCUACCACAGGCUCCACGGACACCGGCCUAAACACAAUUGCCAUGUCGGCCAUGUCAACAUACCAUAUGGUGCUGCUGUACAUCAGCUCUUUUUUGGGAUCACAUGUUACUGUCUCAUUUGUUGUGGUGAUGGUGCGUAGGUACUACUUUUCAAAGCGAUUCGAAAAGGAAUUAGAGUACAACAAGAAGCGCAAAGAGGAAUACAGACAGCAGAAACUGUUGAGAGAGCAGCAGGAGCAAGAGCGAGAGCGAGAGGAACAGCAGCGGUUCUCUUCGGAUGGUAGCAGCACAACCACCACCACUACCAAAGCAAGUCGAAAGACUGACAUCAUUACGGGCCCCAUCCGACGUCGUAUGUCUAUGCUCUCUGUGCGAUCCACACCUGCACACAACUCUCGAAAGCUAUCCUUCUUCAACCUCAACAAGCGUGGCUCGUAUGAUACACAUGCAACGAGAACCAGAGACAUUGUGGUACACCAUCCCAAUUACAAUUACAACGACAGUAGCAAUGGUAGCACGAGUCCCAGCGACACCAACUUUAGCUCCAUCCAGAUGGAUCACUAUCCCAACAGCCAAGAUCUACAGCAGCAUCAGCAACAGGAGGGUGAAGCUGCCAAUGGUGAUGACAGCGGUAAUGGCAAUGAUGAUGUAGAAUGCAUUGCCAGCACGCAUCCGUGUGAUACCACACCCUGUAACAGCAAAAGAAAUAGUAAUGUUAGCAGUGAUGACAACUUAUCACAAGAACAUGAAAAAAACGCUAUAUCAUUUUUAGACGAUCAAGACGACAAACCUGUAAAUAACACAUCCAAUACAACAAACACAAACAACAACCACCAAAUUACCUUUAGAGAAGAUACCAACGUUCUUCGUGAACGCGAACGCAGAAAGCUGUUGCAGAACAGAAACGAAGACAACAACAUGGAGCAGCUCCCACUACAUCGCACCAACUCAGAGUACGAGAUUAUGAGACAACCAUCCGCCAAACACGAGCUCACAAAGAACGAACGUUACCGCAUUGGCGGCACAGAAUACCGUGCCCUGGAGAUGCUUGCCAGAAUCGUCCCUCUGUACUAUUUGGGCUUCAUCAUUGGCUUUGGCUUCUUUUUCCGUAUCUAUGUCGCUGCUUCCACUUAUGCUCAGCAAGUACUGGCCACCUCCAACCCCACUGGCCCUGUGGAUCCAUGGUUCUUUAGCUUCUUUAUGAGUCUGUCCGCAUUUACCAACUUGGGUUUGAACCAUCUGGAUGCCAGUAUGGCACCCUUUCAGAAUGCGCCUGCGCCUUUGAUCCUGGCCAUACUGCUGAUCUUGGUGGGCAACACGGCAUUUGCCAUUCUGCUCAGAUUCAUUAUUUGGACCUGCUAUGUGUUAACACCUGAACGAAAGGUGAUGCGCCGUGAAACGUUUCGCUACUUGCUGGAUCAUCCUAGACGCUGCUACACCACACUGUUUCCUUCGACGCAAACAUGGUGGCUGCUCAUCGUAUUGAUUGCCAUCACACUGGUGGAACUGAUUUGUUUCUUAGCACUCAACUAUUGGUUGCCUGUGUUGGCCGGUAUAAGCUGGGGCUCCCGAUUUCUAGAUGGAUUGUUUCAAUCUGUGGCCACUAGAAAUGCUGGUUUCAGUGUAGUCAGUCUUGCAGAUUUGAACCCUGGUGCUCAGCUUGUGUACAUCAUUGCCAUGUACAUCAGUGUCUAUCCCGUGGCCAUCUCUAUGCGAAACAGUAAUAUUUACCAGGAACGUGCACUAGGCAUCUUUCGAGGCGAAGACGAAGAACCUGUCAAGUUUUCAGAUGACGAUUUGGCAGAAGCACCCUUUAUCAAACUGAAGCGACACUCGACAAUGACCAGCAUCGCUCAGGGCACCAAGAAGCUGCUCAAGGGGCCUGAUUUCUUUGUCAUUACUCAAAUCCAACGACAACUGACAAGCGAUAUAUGCUGGGUAAUCACGGGCAUUUUCUGCAUUUGUGUCAUUGAAGCAGAAUCCAUCAUGUCGCCCUCCCCUGUAACCAUAGCCACUGUCAUUUACGAAUGCGUGUCAGCAUUUGGUAAUGUGGGUGCGUCCACUGGCUAUCCCAACACAGCCACGUCUCAGGCAGCUCAAUAUCGCACGUUGAGCAAGCUUGUUCUGAUUAUUCUCAUGUACAGAGGAAGACACAGAGGUUUGCCUGCGUCUAUUGAUCGAUCCAUCUUGUUGCCUUCGGAUGCCCUGGCUGAAAAGGAAAAGGAAGACGAGAUCAGAAGACGCAACACAUCUGUGUCGUUGCAGGUUGUAAACGACAGCGCCACGAGCAGUGGUGUCCAAGGAUCGCCUGAUCAUUUAAUUUAUACUAGAUCAUGUACACUGUAG